Molecule: messenger RNA, 288 nt
Organism: Prunus armeniaca (apricot)
Lineage: Eukaryota; Viridiplantae; Streptophyta; Magnoliopsida; Rosales; Rosaceae
Source: the annotation of a GenBank genome assembly
AUGCCUGUACCUACAGUGGUAGGUGUUUGGCUAGUGGAAAUUUCUUGUACCUACAUGGGUAGGUGUCCGACCAGUGUGUUGCCUAUACUUAUGGUGGUAGGUGUCCAGCCAGAGUGUAUUUCCUGUACCUACGUGGUAGGUGUCCAGCUAAUGGUUUCUGCUUGUACCUACGUCAGUAGGUGGCCCGCCAGUGGAUAUUGUCUAUACUUGCAUAGAGAUUACUCUGUAGAUGUCCGGCCAGUGUGCGUAUUGCCUGUACUUAUACUACAAACACGAGUGUCCAACUAG